AUGGAUAUCCAUAUAGAACCGCAUUGGACUCCGCAAACGUUUCGAUGUUUAUUAUCAAAAGUGGUCGCAAAACACGUGAGUUUCAAAAAAUAUUUUUUUUUUAAAUCGCAUAAAACAAGAGAUUUUGCAGAGAAUCCCGGUGGAUUUUGAGAAGUUGUUGAAGAAUUUGAAAUGCGAAAAAAUUUCAAGAAAACAAGCUGUUAAUUUGCUGCAAAAAUUGGUGGAAAGCUCGAAGGAAAUGAAAAUUUUGUAUGGGGAUGCGGAUAUUUUGAUGAGGGAUAUGGAAGUGCUUCAAAGAUUCUCCGAGAAUUCGGAUUAUCUUGGUAUGCAAAAUCGAGAAGUCAAUUAUCUGGCUGAUCCAAUCGGAUUUUAUAAAAAUGAAAAGUCGACAAAAAGUUUUGUAUCGAAAAUCGACGCCUUCGUAUGCUUAUACAAUUCAUAUUUUUCGGAGACUCCCGAAAACAAGAAAGAAAUUGAUGGCUCAUUGGUUGCUCAAUCUAUUGGCAACAAAAUAUCGAGAAAAUUAAAUGGAUCCUUCGAAAUGUUGCCAUAUGAAUUAUUCGAAGAGAAAAUAUCGAAUGGAAUUAAGAAAUAUCACGGCAGGGCUGGUCGGAAUCGGCACGCCGAUUUGCCGAAAUGCCGAGUUUCGCUGAUUUUUCGGCAAUUUUUGAAGUCGGCAUUACCGACCGAAAUAUUUUUCCGGCACUUGAUAGAAGCCGAAUUUCGUGCCGAUUUUAAAAUGUGCCGAAAUCACUACCGAUUUUUUUCCAAAAAAAUGAAAAUGGUGUUUUUACCUCUAUUUUCUGCAGAAUGUCUUCUUUUUAUCUUAAUUUCCAUUGAAUUAUGACUAAAAGCUAACUAAAAUAUAAUUUUAUUCAUUUUUCUAUCAUUUUAAGUGUUUUAAAAAUGUAUGAAUAACUGCCGAAAUGCCGAAUUUGAACAGAAUCGGGGUGCCGAAUUGCCGAAUAUUUUUUCGGCACAAAAGUUCGGCACCCCGAAAUGCCGAAAAAAAUUUCGGCACAAGAAGUCGGCAUUGCGAAAUGCCGACAAGUAAAUUCCGACCAGCCCUGUAUCACGGUGAAUACGAUUUGGAUAUAGAAGAUGGCAUUGAAUUUCAAAGAAUUCAAGAUAUGUUCGAUGAAGUUCACGAUGAAAAAUUGAUUCAAAAAGCCAAGGAUAAAUAUGACAAAUCUCCGUCUCUCGAUCAUUUGCUUAUGCUUAUUUAUAGCUUAGAAGUUUGGGAAUAUACACUGGAUAGUAGUUUUGAUUUGAAGAAUGAUAAUGGCUGGUUUUUAAAGAAAUACCCAGUUGUUCGUGUUUUCUAUGAUCGCGAUUAUGAAUCAAAGUUUAUGAUGUGUGCUGAAUUGGAAAAGGCUUGUGAUAUUUUGAUGAUGGAGAAGCGUGGAACUCAUGUGCCAAAAGGUGAGAUUUUCACACUGAAAAAUGCCCGAACAGAAAUUAUGAAUUUCUAAUUUCAGGAUUCAUUCCAAUCGAAACCGCCGAAGAUCGAAAACUUGGAAUUGUUCGCACCAUCGAAUUUGAUAUUUUGAGAGAUGUUUGUCGAUUUCUGAUGUUAUCAAUCGAUGAUUUCGAAAUCGUGCCUCAAGAAUUCCAAACAACUUCGAGAAAUCAAGUGGCGCCAGUCAAUUCGCCAUAUGGGAAGAGUUGUUUAUUUGCCCGCCAUGCAUAUUCUACGAUUUUCAACGAAAUCAAUAUUGGAAUGCGGAUUUUCAGAAGAUUGAAAUUUGGAAAAUGCAAAGAAGUAUUCAAAUGGUUCGAAAAGAUUUAUAAUGUUUUCAAUGAUUCGAGAGAUUUCUUAUUUUUUGUUGAAAAUUGGAAAAUCGAUGAGAUUAUUGAGAAAGCCAAUAAAGAACUCGAACAAUUCGUCGAACCAAAUUGUUAUGAAUUGAAGAAGGAUUUUUAUUCAGCGGAAGAGGCUUUGAAAAUUCUUGAAAAAUGUUUCACGCCAAAUUAUGAUGAUAAAACUUUGAUUAUGAAAGGUUAUAUUCUGAUGUUGGCCAGUUUUGGAAAGAAGAUGCUGUCAGCGGAGGAAAUUCAUCAGAUUUAUGAGGGAACAAUUCGCAAUGUUUUUGUUGACAACAAUCCAAUGUUUCUAAGAUUUUUGGAGAAUCAAGGAGUCCGAAGACAGACAAGUGUGAAAUUGGGAGAUGACGUGAGAUUUUUUUUAUUGGGAAGUUAUAUGAUUCAAAUUUAAUUUCAAAUUUGAGUUUGAAGCGAAUCUCUUUUUCGAAAAUCGAAAAUUUUUCUGUCAAAAAAUCAUAAAUUUAAAGUUUCUGAGAUCAAAAAGCUUCAAAUUUCACGAUUUUCGAAUAUUAGCUCAAAAACAGUCCAAAAAUCAAAAUUUAUGCUCGAAAAAAGGUUCCAGACCUGAAAUUUAUCAAAAAAUCCAGAAUUCCAGCUUGAAAAUGGUCCCAGACUCAAAAUUCUUCAAAAAUCCUGAAUCUGAAGAUUCUGGGCUCAAAAAGCUUCAAACUUUACGAUUUUUCGAAUUUCAGGCCAAAAAAAGUCCAAAAAUCUGAAUUCCAGCCUGAAAAAAGGUUCCAGAUAUGAAAUUCAUCAAAAAUCCUGAAUUUCAGCUUGAAAAAAUGUUCCAGACCUAAAAUUUAUCACAAAAUCCAGAAUUCCAGCCAGAAAAUGGUCCCAGACCUGAAAUUCUUCAAAAAUCCUGAAUCUGAAGAUUCUGGGCUCAAAAACUUUCAUUUUUCCCAAAUUUUAUCUCAAAAAAGGCCCCAGAUAAACAAUAUCACAAGUUGAAUUUUCAAAAUUCAAAAAAAUCCCAAUUUUCCAGUUGAAUCCGUCAAAUAUCGCUUUUGAUAAAUAUGAAGAAGCUGUGACGAAAGUUUCCAACCGAAUUCCUCCAAAUCGUCCAAUUCCUCGUCGCAAAUUCAAUGAAUGGCUCAGAAAAGAGAUCGGAGAAGAUUUUAUUCAAAACGCCGACAUCGAAUUGAAAUAUUUUGAUGAGUUGCCGAAAAAUGGAGAGAAAUGGUUGAUGCGAAAAGAUGAGGAUUGUACGGAAUAUGAAAAUUUCGUCGCCAAAACUUUCAUGGAAUUUUUGUUUGAAAAUCCGGAAUGUCGAGAGGAAUUUGAUAGGGAGAAAAUCGAAAAAUAUUUCGAGAAGAAAAUUGAGGAGAGAGAUGCGGAGAAAAAGAAGGAGCAAAAUGAGAAGUGAGUGAAUUUUCUGGCACAAAAACUUGAGCUCACCGAGCAUUUUUUGUAAUUUUUUCAAAAAUAAAUAUUUCAGAGUCUUGCUCGCUGAAUUGAUGGCACAGUUUGCCAAGUUAUAA
Messenger RNA from Caenorhabditis angaria, 3305 nucleotides. Lineage: Eukaryota; Metazoa; Nematoda; Chromadorea; Rhabditida; Rhabditidae. The record is from the annotation of a GenBank genome assembly.